GUUUUGUAGGUUACGAGCUCUUCAUAUCUGUUCCUGCUCAGUCCUGAGCGAAGUGGUGGAUAUUUCUUAAUUUUUUAUUUUUACUUUCUCAUGUCUUCCUGGGCUGUGUGUCACUAAUUAAUCUUUUCCAUCUUCUCAGGAGUAUUUCAGUGCAUCAGAAGUCAGCUUCAGUGGAUUUUUAAUCUCUGCGUUUCUUUCAGGGAGGAGUUUUACCCUGUGUUUUAAAAAAUAUAUGUAUUUAUGCAUAAGCAUAUGUAUAUAUAUUAUGUGUAUGCACUGAUGUACGAGUUCUUCUAUCAAAAGUUGGAAGUGCCUUACUUGUUUCAUUUUAUUCCUUCUGUGGGGAUGUUACAAGGAGUCAAUUUCUUCACAUUUGGAGUGCAAUGAUUUUGGUGUCCUUAGGAUAUUCCUCUUGAAGAAAUAUGGAAUGGUGACUUUUCCUGGGAAGUUCUUUCUGAUACCUGAACUAAGUGGAGUGUUUGCCUUGCCGUGUUAUUUCAUAGUCAAACAGAGAAUAAAAACUAAUUUUAUUCAUGGCUGUUUGUAUUUGAAGGGGGGUUUUGUUGUGAUCCUCCCUUCCUGAAAAAAAUUGAAAGGAUUUAAAAACGGAGCGAAAUAAUGAGGCCUGUGGCGAAGUAAAGCAAGGAUGCCCCAUGGGACCUGUGCUCACAUCUUGGUUGCCGCCAUGUUUUUAAGGAGGGCAGCGCUUAGUAGGGAGGGCACCACAGCCUGUACUGGUCAUCUAAGCUGUCCUAGGUUGGCCCAUCUGCUUUCCUCUCUAGUUGUCUUGGGUCUUGCUGGUGUCACAGGGGCAGCACGAGUUUCAUCCAGCCUCAGUACCACUCAUCAUGUGCACCAUUUUCAUAAUAAGCAUGGGACUGUGCCCAUCGCUAUAAACAGGACACCAUUUCUCACACGAGGAGGGCAUGCUGGUACCACAUAUAUCUUUGGAAGGGGAGGAGCAUUGAUCACCUACACAUGGCCUCCAAAUGACCGACCUAGCACACGGGCAGACCGGUUGGCAGUGGGCUUUAGCACGCAGCAGAAAGAUGCCAUCCUAGUGCGAGUAGACAGUGCCUCUGGCCUUGGAGAUUACCUACAGCUACACAUAGAACGUGGAAGAAUAGGAGUCAUUUUCAACGUGGGAACAGAUGACAUCUCCAUAGAAGAAGUUAAUGCCUUAGUGAAUGAUGGGAAGUACCAUGUUGUGCGAUUCACACGGAGUGGUGGUAACGCCACAUUAACUUUGGAUGGGUUACCGAUAAAUGAACGCUAUCCCACAGGAAACUAUGAUAACGAACGGCUGGCGAUUGCUAGACAGAGAAUUCCAUAUCGACUCGGUCGAGUAGUAGAUGAGUGGCUACUCGACAAAGGCCGACAGCUGACAAUUUUCAACAGCCAGGCAGCCGUAAAAAUCGGUGGGAAAGAUCAAGGUCGUCCAUUUCAGGGCCAGAUCUCUGGGCUUUACUACAAUGGCCUGAAGGUGCUAUCCCUGGCCGCACAAAAUGACCCCAAUGUAAAAAUAGAGGGGAACCUGCGGCAGGUGGGAGAGGUGCCAUCAGUGAUGACCACAGAAACCACAGCCACCACUCUGCUAGCUGAUAUGUCUACAACCAUCAUGGAAACUACAACAACUAUGGCAACCACAACUACACGGCGUGGCCGUUCCCCAACCAUGCGGGACAGUAUUGCUCCGAAUACAGAUGACAUCCUUGUAGCUUCAGCUGAGUGUCCGAGUGAUGACGAGGACCUUGAGGAGUGUGAACCUAGCACUGGAGGUGAAUUAAUUUUGCCUAUAAUAACUGAAGAUUCAUUAGAUACCCCACCAAUUGCCACACGUUCUUAUAUUCCCCCACCCCCUACAUACCGUCCCUUCCUCACUGUGGUAGAGACUACUAAAGACUCCCUCACCCUGACUUCAAACCCAAAGCCACCCUGUCUUUCUGACCAGGAUGACAGUGACUGUGAUGAUGCAAUUGAGGUCUCAGGUUUUGGUUCAGGGGAAGUCUUUGACACUAGCCUUCCCCUUACUGAUGAUGAAGACUUUUAUACCACUUUUCCCUUGGUCACAGACAGAACCCUUUUAUCCCGAGGACACCGGCCUAACAGCAGGUCCGGAGCAGCAACCUCUUCCUCCCCUGAACUUUUGAUGUCUACCACCUCAUCUGAUUUGAUCCGUAACAUCCCAGCUGGAAAAAUGAAUACUCGAGACCAUCAAAAACCUUACCCAGACCUACUUCCCCCACAUCCUACUUUGCUUGAUCAUGACAAAAGCAGUACUAGGCACAGACAUCCUGGAAUAACCUCUUUCCCCAAUUUCCAUAAUUUGCCUACAGCCAAUCCAACAGGAUCAGGAGAUCGAGACCCACCUGGAGCUGUGGAAGUCAUUCGGGAGUCAAGCAGCACAACAGGCAUGGUAGUGGGUAUUGUAGCUGCUGCUGCAUUGUGCAUUCUGAUCCUACUUUACGCCAUGUACAAAUACCGGAAUCGGGAUGAAGGAUCAUACCAGGUCGACCAGAGUCGUAACUACAUCAGCAACUCAGCCCAAAGCAAUGGAGCAGUGGUAAAAGAGAAGCAGACAAAUACCGCCAAGAGUACAGGCAAAAGCAAGAAAAACAAGGACAAGGAAUAUUAUGUCUGAAAUGAAAUUUAUAAAAUGGUCAAUUCUACUGAACAAAUGAAUGACUUCCUCCCCAAGAAACAACAACAUCUGUUUUUUAUGUUCAGUUUAUUUCUGCUUAAACUGGUGCAUCUUAGCUGCAUUGAAGCAAAUCAAGAAAAGGAGAAAACAUGUUUACUAAGAAAUUACUGAAGAAAGCACCUAAAAUGCACUUUUCAACAAAAGAGGAAAAUGCAUGUGUAGGCAAAUGAACAUUUCAUUUUGAAAAUAUAAAGAUGAAAGGGUACCAAGUAACUUCAAAGUGAAUACAAAUUUAAAAUAUGUUAAAAUGUGAAGGACUUACUGCUUAUAGCCUGAGCAUAAAGAGAAAAAAAAAGAACCAGUUAAGGGGAAAAACUUUGUUAAUUAAACAUUUUUAUUGUUGGAGAACUUCAGUACAGAGGACAGAAUAUCACAGAUUUCAUUCCAUAAAACACAAAAUAAGUUUAGAGAUAAAGAAAUAACAAUGUUGACUGGAUAUUGAAAGCCAGCAGAUUCCUGUCUUGUUCUAAUGACCACUCUCAGACAGCCAAAAUGACUUUCCGCUGGGGUAACAAUGCCAUUCCCCAAUCCAUUUUCCCUCCAAGGUGCUACUGUGAUGUUCUUUUAAUGUGUUUAUGAGCAUGUGGUUUUGCUUUACUUUUCCAGUUAAAUUACCAGAAGUAAAAUGAUAUGUUCUGGUGGUAAACAAAAGCAAACAGAAAAACAAUGUUUGAACCCUUUGAACCAUGCAGCCAAAUUGUGCAAAAAGUUGUAAAAGUGGAAUACUGAAACAACUCUUAACUAAUUAAAUAUAAAUAUAAAGAAUAUAAAUAAUUAUAUAUAUACAUACACAC
This is a messenger RNA of Protopterus annectens (West African lungfish), 3495 nucleotides long. RefSeq names its product neurexin-2-beta-like. Lineage: Eukaryota; Metazoa; Chordata; Ceratodontiformes; Protopteridae. The transcript is spliced from 7 exons. The coding region runs from base 647 to 2641 and encodes 664 amino acids. The record is from RefSeq and is a predicted model, not a curated record.